Molecule: messenger RNA, 1635 nt
Organism: Phytophthora sojae
Lineage: Eukaryota; Oomycota; Peronosporomycetes; Peronosporales; Peronosporaceae
Product: phospholipase D-like protein
Exons: 1
Coding region: 1-1635 (544 amino acids)
Biological process (GO): phospholipid catabolic process
Cellular component (GO): plasma membrane
Molecular function (GO): D-type glycerophospholipase activity
Source: RefSeq, a predicted model, not a curated record
AUGGCAACGGAGGAAUUCAGCCGCUCGAUCCCGUUCCUGCCAGACCCGCAGCAGCGCGCCAAUGUGCUCGAGAAAAGCAGCCGCGCAGCGUUCGAGCAGCCCAUCGUGGAUCACGACAAGUGGUUCCUGACCGCCCGAGAGAUGCGGGCUGCGCGCGAUGGCUUUGAGCGUCCGAACCACGCACUCUUCACGACUGGAAACCGCGUGAAAAUCUACCCUGCCUCGGCGGGUUAUUUCAGCGGUGUAGCAGACGACAUCGCUCAGACCAUGAAAAACGACCUUGUGUACAUCGCAGGCUGGUCCGUGUGCAACGUGCCGUUCAAGCCUCUCGAGUCAAGUUCGACUCUGCAUGAGUUGAUCAAGGGCUCCGUGACUCGAGGAGCUGAUGUCCGCAUGCUCAUCUGGUCCAACUUGACGGAGAGGAAGCAGGUUCUGGACGUCCGGGACUUUGUCAACGCCCUACCGCCGCCGAAGAAGAAUGGGCCUGCUCGGUUCGUGUUCGACGAUCGACUGCCUCAUCCCACGUCCUCACAUCACCAGAAGUCCGUCGUGGUGCGCAAAGGUCGAGAGCUUAUCGCGUACGUGGGAGGUGUAGACCUCACCUCGAACCGUUGGGACACACUGGAACACGAUCAACACGAACUGCGUCAACGCGCUGGUAUCGAGCGAAAAGGUCGCAAGGGAUGGUUGGAUGCCCACGCUCGGAUCGUUGGCCCUGCCGCCAAGGAUGUGGCUACGAAUUUCCUAGCGAGGUGGAACUCGGAGCCUAAGCCGUCGCAGGAUUUACUUGACGACUUGCUGGAGUUCGAAAACCCAGACUACUCCUCCCUCCCAUCAGUUGAAGACACUGAACCCUCGCUAGUGAUCCCAGAAAACGGCUCUCACGCCGUACAAUUUGUGUGCACGUACAGCCCGGACUACGACGGAUACACUGACUUCGCUCCGAUGGGCGAGCAGUCCAUUUUCCAUGCCCGCAUUAAAGCGAUUCGAAACGCGCGCAACUUCAUCUUCAUCCAAGACCAGUACUUUAUCCUUGUGCCAGAGCUUCUGGACGUUCUGCUUGAGGUGCUGCCCAGCAUCACGCGGUUAGUUGUCAUUGUGCAGAGAACUGCUGAAGCGAGCUAUACUGGCUACGACAAAUACCUGUACGACAUGGUCUCCCCUCUGCAGCUCCAUUUCCCCGAGAAGUUCCAGUUGUACACCACGAAAGAGUCACGCGACUUGUACAUCCACAGCAAGAUCGUGAUCGUCGACGACGUGUACGUCUCGCUCGGCUCUGCUAACUGGAACCGGCGGAGCAUGACAAGCGACACGGAGCUCGGAGUCAACAUCGUGGACAGCGAGCAUGUGCAGUCCCCAGACAACGUCACGAUCAACAAGCUGGCUCGGGACUUCCGUAUUCAGAAAUUCGUGGAGGCAACAGGGCUUGCCUAUGAGAAGUUGGAGGUUAUGACGUUUCUGGAGGCGUGUGAUGCCCUCGAAGCCGCUGCUCGUGACGAUAGUACUGGCCUUAUUCAAACGUAUACCCUGGAGGACAAAGCCAGGUUCGACCUGGAUCACAUCCAGCGAAAGAUUGUCGAUCCCGAGGACCCGUUAGGCAGCAGGUGUGGCCCUACUAUGCUGUUUCGCGGUUGA